CCAAGACACAUUCCGCAGCCAGACACACCUGUCACGUGACGGGGAGGUCAAUGAUCCUGACAAGAAAAUGGCGGAAUUUGUGGAGCUACGGUCAAGCUCGUCCUCACUCCUCUUCAUCCAUCGUUUUGUCAGCCUUGCCAAUGCCAUGCUCUUCCCAUGUUUGAUCUGAUCGAAUGGUUCUGGCAUUAUUCUCGUUCAACAUUUUUUUAGAUGCUUAACGGGUCACAUAUAAUAAGGAUUUGUAAGAAACAAGGAAAUACACACGUAAGAGCGAUCCAGCAUGGACCGUAUAAUGAAUGAGCAUGGUAUCAAGUUUCAGAGUGUCAGAGCUACAAGUGUUACUGGGCUUCGCUGGGCGAAACAAGAGUGGUCCCAAGCAUGAGCUCCUUCUGAGGGUCUUGCACCUCCUGAAGAACGCCUCCUGCAGUCCAGCCGUCCAGAUCAAAAUCAAGGAACUUUAUCGCCGCCGCUAUCCCAGGACGAUAGACGCUUGUCUUACCGACUUGGCUGCAGUUAAGCCCGCGUUCUCCGCGGCAGCGGAAGGCGGUGGCGUUACCGCGGUAACCUCUGACCUCAGUGACCUGUCCCCUGACGGCGCCGGUGUCUCCCGGGACUUUGACCUGGCGUCCGAUUCGCUGCUCCUCUCUGGUGAUUCGCUGGUGCUCCACGAGGAGACCAAUAAGGAGCUGAGGAUGAACCUCCAGCAGCCCGCCCCUCUCAUCCCUCCGGUCCAUCCAGACGUCCAGAUGAAGUCUCUGCCAUUCUACGACGUGUUGGACAUCCUGGUUAAACCCUCCAGCCUGGGUCAGUGUCUCUCUGGAGCCAGUACUGUUCAGAGAUACCACCAAGAGAAAUACUUCAUCUUCGCCUUGACGCCUCAACAAGUCAGGGAGGUGUGCAUUUCAAGGGACUUCCUACCAGGUGGCAGAAGAGACUACAUGGUUCAGAUACAACUGAGGUUUUGUCUGUCAGAAACAAGUUGUCCCCAAGAAGACAACUACCCCAACAGUCUCUGCAUUAAAGUUAAUGGGAAGCUCUUCCCCCUGCCGGGUUAUGCCCCGCCCCCUAAAAAUGGAGUGGAACAGAAGAGACCGGGAAGACCUCUAAAUAUCACCUCAUUGGUCAGAUUGUCCUCUGCCGUACCCAAUCAGAUCUCUGUAACGUGGGCAGCCGAAAUCGGAAAGACGUACUCCAUGUCGGUGUACCUGGUGAGGCAGCUCACCUCACCUCUACUGCUGCAGAGGCUCAGGAUGAAGGGCAUCAGAAACCCAGACCACUCUAGAGCGCUGAUAAAAGAGAAGCUGACAGCAGACCCUGAUAGUGAGAUUGCCACAACCAGCCUGAGGGUGUCGCUCAUGUGCCCCCUGGGUAAAAUGCGUCUGACAGUGCCGUGUCGAGCUGUCACCUGUUCCCACCUGCAGUGUUUCGACGCGGCCCUCUACCUGCAGAUGAAUGAGAAGAAACCCACCUGGGUCUGUCCUGUCUGUGACAAGAAGGCCCCCUACGAGAGCCUGAUCAUCGACGGGUUGGUACCUCUCUCUAAUAAUACCUGGGUCUGUCCUGUCUGUGACAAGAAGGCCCCCUACGAGAGCCUGAUCAUUGACGGGUUGGUACCUCACUCUAAUAAUACCUGGGUCUGUCCUGUCUGUGACAAGAAGGCCCCCUACGAGAGCCUGAUCAUCGACGGGUUGGUACCUCUCUCUAAUAAUACCUGGGUCUGUCCUGUCUGUGACAAGAAGGCCCCCUACGAGAGCCUGAUCGUCGACGGGUUGGUACCUCUCUCUAAUAAUAAUUAUAAUAAUACCUGGGUCUGUCCUGUCUGUGACAAGAAGGCCCCCUACGAGAGCCUGAUCGUCGACGGGUUGGUACCUCUCUCUAAUAAUAAUUAUAAUAAUACCUGGGUCUGUCCUGUCUGUGACAAGAAGGCCCCCUACGAGAGCCUGAUCAUCGACGGGUUGGUACCUUUCUCUAAUAAUACCUGGGUCUGUCCUGUCUGUGACAAGAAGGCCCCCUACAAGAGCCUGAUCAUCGACGGUUUGGUACCUCUCUCUAAUAAUACCUGGGUCUGUCCUGUCUGUGACAAGAAGGCCCCCUACGAGAGCCUGAUCAUCGACGGGUUAUUCAUGGAGAUUCUGAACGACUGCUCCGACGUGGAUGAGAUCAAGUUCCAGGAGGACGGGACCUGGUGUCCCAUGAGACCACGGAAAGAGGCCCUCAGUGUGUCCUCAACCUGUAUCCCCAAAAUAGAACCGCGUCUAUGUGCCGUGGUCCCCUCCCACAGCGAGCUCAGCUCAACCAAUAAGAAGGCAGACGUGAUCGACCUGACCCUGGAGAGCUCAUCAUCAUCAUCAUCAGAGGAGGAAGAGGAGCCUGAUCCGCCACUGAAGAAGAGAUGCCUCUACAUGUCCAAGACAGAGGAGGUGCACGCUAAGGGAGUGUUGACGUAUCAGCCGUCGACGGUGCGCCUCCCAAAUGUACAGGCCCUGGACACGCCGUACCUGAUGUCUUCACUGGCAGACUAUACAGUCCCCUUCCACCACUCCACCCUGUCCACCAUCCCUACAGACAUGCAGAGUCUGGAUCUGUUCUCGCUGAUCCAAGGUGACUCGCAGCAUUACAGGUCUCCUAUGUUCCUGGAUAACCUGACCAGCAGCCUGCAGGGUGCCACCACCAGCGCCGGCCUGGUGUCCUCUUCUAGCCAAUACGAGACCAGCUCCCACCACACCACCGCCACCUCAUCCUCCCAUGAGACGGGGGUUAUCACUGGGGGAGGAGGAGGAGGGUCCAACAUCAUCUCAGACAUCAUCUCAUUGGACUGAUCUAUUGGUCCCUGAGAGCUCAUUGGACUAAGCCUCUGGUCCCUGAGAGCUCAUUGGACUAAGCCUCUGGUUCCCUGAGAGCUCAUUGGACUAAGCCUCUGGUUCCCUGAGAGCUCAUUGGACUAAGCCUCUGGUCCCUGAGAGCUCAUUGGACUAAGCCUCUGGUCCCUGAGAGCUCAUUGGACUAAAGCCUCUGGUCCCUGAGAGCUCAUUGGACUAAGCCUCUUAUUAGACACAAGCCUCCGAGGACUGAGGUAGUGCACUAUAUAGGGAAUAUUGUGCCAUUUUGGACCCGGACGAUGUCCACAGACCACCAUGGGACAUGGAGAUCCCAGAGCUUGGCUAACUUGUCUCCUUUCCUUUGUCUGUCUGCUAGUAAAGUUAGGACACAUUUGCUUUUUUUUGGUCACCGUGCCCCUGCUUUGUUAGAUCAGUGCUGAUGGAAGGAAAUGAAAAAAACUAGGAGAGGAAGCCAUUUUUUUUUAGAUAGUUGAGACUGUUGGACCCAUAGACUCCGUAGUCUUUUCUCAAUUGGAUUUGCUCAACUCCUACGUCCUCUCUCCCGCCUCCUUUUUGAAAAAGGUCAAAGGUAAUUGGAGGAGAGUGAAUGUGGAUGAAAAUGUGCUUGUAUGAAAUGACGUUUACAGGUUGGAUCCUAAAAUGUGGCGAUAAAAACUAAUGAGAUUUGUGGAAGACAUUUUUUUUGUUUUGUUGCUACAACGAUAGAUUUUAAACGUGUUCAUUCUUUUUCUCUCCCCGACGACAAAACAAAAGCUCAUUAAAAGGGGUGGUGGUGGUGUGGCAGGCUUCAAAAAGUCGUCCGUGAAGGACUCCGGUAGGAUACACAUGACCUUCCUCGAGGUAAAGGUGGCUAUCAAGGAGAGGAGGAAACUCUUCUGUUCACCUACUAACGAAUAGACAUCUCCUUGGCCCACUCAUCGGUUUCCAGGUCACAGAGGAGAGAGGACGGACCCCCCCCCCCCCAAAUAGUCCAAAGCCUAUUUUGAGUUGGCCUCACCCCACACACAUUCUGACCUGUGGAAGAGAAGGGGAUUGUACCAGUCUGUUCUUCACAUUAUGUGGAAGGUGUUUUUAUUGGAUGAAUUGACCCGGAAGCAUUCUGCAGGAAGUGGAACAAUGGGGGGGGGGGCAGGGUUUCCCCUUCAGUCACAGCAAUAAUACUGAGUUUGCCAGAUCUACUGACUCUGUACACGGUUGAAAGUGUAUCUAAAACAUGGAUCCGUUAGAAAUUAGAUAUGGGGAAGGGGGGGGGUCCAUGAAUUGGAGGUACCAUUUUGUUUUUUUGUACAAAUUAUCAAAAAUGAUACAAACUUGAGUGUUUAUAAAAUGCUAUCUUUCUCAGCAUUUUUUGAAAUCUGUUUUGUAUUUAGUUUGACACUUGUGUAUGUACAAUCUAAUUAUUUUGCCGUCUUGGAGGAUCCCCUUUUUGUUCUGUGUAAAAUUGUAUAUGAGUUAAUGUCCCCAAAUGGUUUGCAUCCUACGAGUCCCAACUUUUGAACAUUUAAGUUGGUUGGUUUGAAGGUUAAGCAGGAUAUUUUUUCCACCAUUACAUAGCUACAUGUUCACAGAAUCAAAUGUAAUGUGAAGUUGUCAAUUGAGCCUUUGUUGAACGUAGCAAAAAGCAUUCAGGGCCUGAAAAUGUAUUUUAUUUAAUGUACAAAACUCUAGAUCAAUUAGCUAAGGCAAUUAGCGCUGCAGUUUUUAAAGUGUAGAAUGAUAUGUUGGUCCACAACCUUGUAUGAGUUGUUUAGGGAAAGGGGACCUACCCACUAAGACUUUAGGAUUUACAUUAGAUUAAGUUAGGUUAAUGUUUUAAAAUGGAACCCGAAUUAUUUUCCAAACUUAAAUUUAAGGGAAUAGAUAUUUAAUAUUUUAUUGUAGUUAAAAGAUGCUCCUCUUGUUUUCCUGUGGGUAAAAGAUGCUCCUCUUGUUUCGCUGUGGGUAAAAGAUGCUCCUCUUGUUUCGCUGUGGGUAAAAGAUGCUCCUCUUGUUUUCCUGUGGGUAAAAGAUGCUCCUCUUGUUUCGCUGUGGGUAAAAGAUGCUCCUCUUGUUUUCCUGUGGGUAAAAGAUGCUCCUCUUGUUUUCCUGUGGGUAAAGGAUGCUCCUCUUGUUUCGCUGUGGGUAAAAGAUGCUCCUCUUGUUUUCCUGUGGGUAAAAGAUGCUCCUCUUGUUUCACUAUGGGUAAAGGAUGCUCCUCUUGUUUCGCUGUGGGUAAAGGAUGCUUCUCUUGUUUCGCUGUGGGUAAAGGAUGCUCCUCUUGUUUUCCUAUGGGUAAAGGAUGCUCCUCUUGUUUCACUAUGGGUAAAGGAUGCUCCUCUUGUUUUCCUGUGGGUAAAAAGGAUGCUCCUCUUGUUUUCCUGUGGGUAAAAUAUGCUCCUCUUGUUUCACUGUGGGUAAAAGAUGCUCCUCUUGUUUCACUGUGGGUAAAGGAUGCUCCUCUUGUUUCACUAUGGGUAAAGGAUGCUCCUCUUGUUUCGCUGUGGGUAAAGGAUGCUCCUCUUGUUUCGCUGUGGGUAGAGGAUGCUCCUCUUGUUUCGCUGUGGGUAAAGGAUGCUCCUCUUGUUUCGCUGUGGGUAGAGGAUGCUCCUCUUGUUUCGCUGUGGGUAAAGGAUGCUCCUCUUGUUUCACAAUGGGUAAAGGAUGCUCCUCUUGUUUCGCUGUGGGUAGAGGAUGCUCCUCUUGUUUCGCUAUGGGUAAAGGAUGCUCCUCUUGUUUCACAAUGGGUAAAGGAUGCUCCUCUUGUUUCGCUAUGGGUAAAAUAUGCUUUUGUUUAUGCCAUCGUGAUGCAAACAAACAAACAAACAACAAGAUGCUCAUUUUUUUAUUUGCUUUCAGGAUCUCAGACUUAAAACAAUAAAGGGGCAUCUUUUUUUAUUACCUUUUUUUUAGUUAUAAUACAGUGCAUUGUUGUUAUUAUUAUUGUGGUUUGGUUCUGUUUUAAUUUUUUUACAUUUCCACAUUAGGGUGCUAUGAUCAUUAAAUUGCACUAGGAAGCUCCAGUCCAAUCACAGUUGAUCACAGUUUAUCCAGGAAGUUGUCCAGGGCAGGGAUGCCUUCUUUGAGGCCUUUGCGUUUGCGGGUGUCUGCCACUACUUGCCAUGGUCGACUGGUCUCGUCGAAGGGGUCCCCGGGCAGGAUCUGCCAGUGGUCGAACACACACUGGGGGAAGGCCUGGCCACCUGUGUUGGACCUCAGGUCCGCUGUGAAACCUAACGACAUCGGGGGGGGGAAAUAAAAAAUUAAAAUAUUCAUAAAACAA
Salvelinus fontinalis (brook trout) is the source of this 6099-nucleotide messenger RNA. Its product is annotated as E3 SUMO-protein ligase PIAS2-like. The transcript has 14 exons. The coding region runs from base 297 to 2819 and encodes 840 amino acids. Lineage: Eukaryota; Metazoa; Chordata; Actinopteri; Salmoniformes; Salmonidae. Gene Ontology annotation, molecular function: SUMO ligase activity; transcription coregulator activity; zinc ion binding. The record is from RefSeq and is a predicted model, not a curated record. Gene Ontology annotation, biological process: protein sumoylation; regulation of transcription by RNA polymerase II.